AUGAAUACCACGAUAUGGACCAUAAACCAGGAAUAUUCAAAUGACUUGAAAGUCAACAAAAUUAGUUUAGUCGCCGACAACGGCCGCGAACACCCGGAUGACCAUCAAUACACGGCUGCCCUCAGCUUCAGAGUCAAUAACUUGACACUAAUCGCACGGUUGAGGAAAUCUGAUGAAGUAUUUGAUUGGUUUGAAUUCGAUGGCAAACAUACAGUUCCCAUAAAUUCUUCGAGUCAUCCGUUUCUAGAAAAGAUAGACUACAAGAAUAUGACGACAAGUAAUUCGUAUCCAAUUGUCUUCACAUCCAGUGACACAUACUUCGAGACAUUGAUUCAAAGCAAAGACUUCAACAACUGUUCACUCAUUAGAUAUUCAAUAGAAUACAGCAAUAGUGCCUCAAAAGACCCGGACAUCUCUAUCAUGUAG
Molecule: messenger RNA, 426 nt
Organism: Oppiella nova
Lineage: Eukaryota; Metazoa; Arthropoda; Arachnida; Sarcoptiformes; Oppiidae
Source: the annotation of a GenBank genome assembly